ACCCUAAAGUGUCUUCAGUUCUUCGAUAUUAACUAUUAAGUUGCUUUCGGCAGAACCCAAUUACGACUUCACAGAGAUGACCACCUUCAUCCUCCUCCAUCUUCUCCUCAUCUCCGCCGUGUCCUCCGCCGCUCCGAUCCCCGGCCUUGACACUUUUCUGACCCACCACGCCCGUCUAGAUCAUCACUCCUCCAAUGACUCCUUCAGUUCCCUCCCCUCCUCCCUCAAAUCUUCCCUCUCCAACUCUAACUCUCUCCUCCAAAUCUCCUCCCUAAUCUCCUCUCUCCUCUCUCUCUCCGUCCCCGUUUCCCUCCACGUCAGACUCGUGGGCCCCACCUCCACUUUCCCUUCCUCUGCUCCUUCCCUCCUCCACUCCUACUUAUCCGCCGCCCACGCCUCCUCCCGCUUCCACGUCAUCUCCGAUCACUCCGACGUCCAUUCUCUCUCCGUUUCUCACUUACCGCACGUCGACAUCUCGCUUUCCCCUUCUCUCUCGUCCCGUCUCUCUCAGACCCUCGAAGCGCUCUUGACUUCUUCGAUCUCGCCGCUUCGGCAAGCGCUUGUUCCCGUAUCGUACGAGCCCAUCGAUGAGCUAAUUAAGCAGGAUUUUGAGAAGGAGAAAGGGGGAAAUGGGGUUUAUAUUUACUUGCUUUCUCUGGGGUCUAUGGGGAAGAGUUAUGCUUAUAGUUACAGCCAUGGGGAUUCUUCGCCAGGGUUUACAAAGUGUUUGGGGAGCAUCUGGACUGGGAAAGAGAGGUAUAUUUGGGUUGAUCUUGGUGCUGGACCGGUGGAUUAUGGGCCAGCUUUGUCAGGUGAUGGGGUUUUGGCUAAGGGUGAGUUUCAUCCUUUUGCCGCGUUUCAUGGUCGUCCUAAGUCGCAAAAGGCGCUUCUUGCUGAUCUAGCUUCGCUGGUUUGGAGUGCUUACAAUGUGCUUGUUGUGCCUUCUUUGAGGAUUCCAGUGUAUUUUGAGAACUCGUUGAUUGUUCAGUUUAUUCAUGUAUAUGGGUCAGAAAGUGGAGCGGAUUCAAGUGGCUUGGAUUGGAAAACAGUUGAGAGGUCAUUUAAGGAUGAGGUUCAUGAUGGUGGAUUGUUACUGGGAGAUCAGUCUUUGAGCUUCAAGAAUUAUAAGGUUGAUUUUGCGGAGUGUUCGAUUUGUUCCUAUGCGAUUACAAAGUCAAUUAAUUCUUAUACAUCGAGGUUUUUGUUUGAUAAUUAUACGUUGAUUGUGAGUGAGUAUCUGGACUCAAAGAAAUUGCAUCGUAUACUCUCUGAGUCGGCUGAGGAGUUUAGGAGGGUGGCAGGGAUCCCUGAGGAAGAUUUUGGGAGGGUUCUUCCUGUUUAUGUCUUUGAUCUUGACUAUAAUAUGCUGUUGUUGCUUGAUCGGUACCACCAAUCUGUUGCCUUUAGAGAUAUGGUUAUUGCAGUGAGGACAAAGAAUUCUCAGACUGUGAGUGAUUAUAGCUGUAAUGGCCGUCACGUGUUUACUCAUACAAGGGAGCUAGAACGACCUCUUGUUGGUUCGAUUUUGCAGAGUAUGUGGGGAGUGUCGCCAACCCAUUUAUCAUGGAGUCCAACACAUAAUAAUACUUUAGUAGAUUACACAUGGAGUAUUGGGCAGACACCAUUUGGGCCAUUCUCAGAGAUUUCAUCAUUAUCUUUUGUACAGAAGGAUGCAGCUCGGAGGAAUGUUCUCUUGACUUCAUUGAAUUAUAGCAUAACAAGUGCUGUUGAUGUUCUUGAAUCCGUAGCUGCUCAUGGCGGGGACAGGAAACUUCUUAAACAAAAGCAGCAUGUUGAGUUUGUGCAGAGGUGGAACUUAUUCAAGUACAAGCUGGACAAGGCCGUUGCUGCUUUGUCACAUUUUGACUUUGAGAUGGCUCUGUAUUACUUGAGGUCUUCAGAUCACGACCUUUAUACCAUGCAUUCUCUUGUAUACCAUGCAUCUCAAGAACUGGAAGCAGCACUUGUUUGUUUCAGGGAUCCACCACUUCCGUGGGGUUCACUCUCAAUGACUGCUGUGGGUUUCUUUGGUCUCUUUUUUGUAUAUGCAAAAAGAGACAAAUUUUUUAGAAACAAGAGAAAGCAAUUUUGAAGCUUUAGAAGAACAAAAGUUUGUAUUAUUUGAACACAAAAACUACAUGUUUUUAAUUGACAGAGUUAAAGAGUGUUAGAAUUAUCAAGAUCAGAAUUGCACAAAACUUGUACUGUAGCUCUAGAUGCAGUUUUUCUCUGUUGCUUAACUGUUCAAUACUCAAUAGCUUCUUGUUAUCUGUCAGGUGUGUUGUAAGUUUUGAAUUGCCAGAUAAAUGUUGCUAGAACGAAAUUUAUCCGAA
Mangifera indica (mango) is the source of this 2333-nucleotide messenger RNA. RefSeq lists its product as uncharacterized. Lineage: Eukaryota; Viridiplantae; Streptophyta; Magnoliopsida; Sapindales; Anacardiaceae. The record is from RefSeq and is a predicted model, not a curated record. The transcript is spliced from 2 exons. The coding region runs from base 77 to 2092 and encodes 671 amino acids.